Molecule: messenger RNA, 2508 nt
Organism: Saccharomycopsis crataegensis
Lineage: Eukaryota; Fungi; Ascomycota; Saccharomycetes; Ascoideales; Saccharomycopsidaceae
Product: Pat1 protein
Exons: 1
Coding region: 1-2508 (835 amino acids)
Biological process (GO): deadenylation-dependent decapping of nuclear-transcribed mRNA; P-body assembly
Cellular component (GO): P-body
Molecular function (GO): RNA binding
Source: RefSeq, a predicted model, not a curated record
AUGUCUUUCUUUGGCUUUAAUUCAAACUUGCCAAAGGAUGCAGAGACCAUUGAUUUCCAAGACACUUAUGAAGGGUUUGGUGAAGAAUUGGAAGGAAACGAUCAGUUCAACGAUGAGACUUUUGGCGGUGAUAUGAGUGCCAUUGGCAAAGACUUCAAUUUCGGAUCUCAAUCGUCUGCUGCUGCCAGCAAGGUUGAUCCCCAAGUUUCUUAUGCCCAAGCAGUAAACAAUGCCACUAAGAAUCAUCAUCAUAUGGUACAAAGUGAAGAUGACGACGGAUUGAAACCUUUGGACUCUUUGUGGGACACCCAACCUCAACAACCAUCGAAAAAAGUUUUGUCGUUAGAAGAACUCGAAGCGGGCUUUUCCACAGGAGGUAACAGCGGUGGUGCAGCCGGUCAGUAUCAACAGCAACCACAACAACCAAUGAUGCCUCAUCCUCAAGGAAUGUAUCCGCCAACUCCUUACGGUUACGGUGCUCCUCCUCCUCCAGGAUUUAACUUCAACGGGUAUGGAGGGUACCCUAACCAAUCUGGCGGGUUUGCUCCUCCUCCAAUGAUGGGGGGUCCACCACCACCUGGUGGGUUUGCUCCUCCAAUGCCAAAUAACCAAAACUAUAUGUAUAACCAACCAUCAUCAAUGGGGGCCCAUCAAUCUGCGGCUGCUGCUUCUGCUGCUGCUCCACCACCACCUCCUCCUCCUCAACAAACACAAGGACCUCUUGCUGUGGGCCAAUCUUCUGUGCCACCACCACCACCACCACCAGCGCACCAAAAGGGUCAAUCUAAAGAACUUGACUUGAACCAGUUCCCACUUCUUGGCUCGAAUCCACCAACCCAUCCUCAGCAUCCUAUUCCUCAAAACCACCAAAAUUUCAAUGAUUCGAACCCAGCUUUUUUCAAUAACCAGGAAAAUCAUCAAAGACAACAAGACGGCAAUAAUCACAAUUUCCGUAAAUUUGAAAACAAACCGCCAGUUGCCUUGACUCCAGAAGAGGAGGAAAAAUUGAAUAUCAAGGGGAAGAAACUCGAAAAAAUCAUUAAAUAUAGUAAUAUCAUGACCCCAAGAGAUCGCGAUUUCGUCACCAGAUUCCAAAUCUCUCAAAUUGUCACCGAUGAUCCAUAUAAUGAAGAUUUCUAUUUCCAAAUUUUCAAGGCCAUUCGGUCUCAAAAUACCCACGAUGGUUCUUUGAAUUCCAUUGCCAAGUAUUAUUUGGAACAUUCUGGUCACAGAUUGGGUGGUAAACACAAGAGAGCCGAUGUUGCUUUGCAAAGAAUGCAACAACAAGUUAGUAAAGCGGUUACCGUUGCCAAAGAAAGACCAAAGAACUCGCAAUACCUGAAGGAAGGUUCUUUGGGUAAAAUCAGUUUUGGUAGUGGUAAGACUCCUAGAAAACAAUUAGAAAUCCUCAAGAAAGAAAUCAAAGAUAGUGCGGAAAGUGCCGAUGGUAAUGCCAUGGUCAACAGCAUGUUGGUUAAUUUUGACGAUAAAAAUAUUGCCAAUGUGCAUUUGAGUAAGAAAAUUAUUUUGAAUUGUUUGGAGAAAACUUAUGAAAAUGUGUUGAAAUUGGAAUCUCAAGAAAAGAACCAUGAACAAAUCGACGCUACCGAAUUAUGGAACUCCCUUUACAUUUCCACCGAGGUGGUUAACGAAGAUGGUGAAAGAAUAUCCGGUAAAAUCGAUGAAUUGAAAGAAAAUAUCUUUGUUUCUUAUUUGAAUUAUGAAAAGGGGAUCAAAUUAUUCCCAAGACUUUUGAGAUAUUUCUCCAGCGAUCAAAAACUGAAAAUGAUUGAAAAUUUCUUCAAGAAAAUCUCUCUUUUGAAAUUGCUUGAUGAAUCAUCGUAUGAGUAUUAUUAUGCCCAGACCGAGGCUGACAGAUCAAAGAUUGAUAAGAAAGUGGAGUUGUUUUCUAAUUUGAUUUUGAAGUUUAUCAUUGCCUUCAUUUCCAACGAUUUGAAAUUCAACGAAAUUGUCAAGUUGAUCAUCACUUUGAUCAAUUAUAAUGGUUUGGUCAAAUUAUUACCAAACAAGAUUGGUUUGACCUUGAUCACCAUUUUGGUGUCCAAGAUUGAAUUGAUUAGACAAGACAUCAACAUUAUGAGCAGUGAUUUGAUCAUUUGGACCAACGUCUACGAUAAAUUGUUCAAUAAUUUGAUCAGUAAAUUGAUCAACGUGUUCCCAAAACAGUUAUACAUCAACGACGAGAUCUCUUGGAUUAAAGAAUAUGGUCAAGAUAAGAGUACGGUGGUCAAGAAGACUGCAUUUGAUGACUCAUACAUAUGGCAUUUCUUGGCUUCAUUGGCCCUUGCUGGUAAAUUACAACAUCAAAGAAUUAUUGUUGACGAAGUUAGAGAAAAAGUGUUUGAAUGUGUUGAAUUCGCCAAGAAGUUGGGUCAAGAUGCUAGUUUCAAAGAAGAAUCUAUUAAGAAGUUGGGUAAUUUGAACUUAUUCUUGAAUGUCAUGGGCUUGAACGCCUCGGAAUCUGGUGAUAUUACCGAAUUGAAAUGA